Messenger RNA from Thelazia callipaeda (thelaziosis nematode), 1371 nucleotides. Lineage: Eukaryota; Metazoa; Nematoda; Chromadorea; Rhabditida; Thelaziidae. The record is from the annotation of a GenBank genome assembly.
UUGUAUUGCCAAAUUCAAGCCUGUUCUUUUGCAACCUUUGUCGAAAAGAAUGAUAUCAAGCUAUUACUGUAGGUCUUCUUUAUUAGCAUUACUUUUGGCUGGUUAUUUGGCGCAGAAAUAUGGUUUAUCACCUCCAGUGCCUAAAAUUGCGGCUAUUGAUCUGGGAACCACGUUUUCAUCAAUUGGUAUAUAUCAAGCUGUUACUGGCCUAACAGAUAUUAUUGUUGACGAGACAGGACGGAAAAGUAUUCCGAGCGUUGUUGCAUUUCUAUCGAAUGGUACUGUUUUAGUAGGUUCUAAAGCUGUACAACAACAGGAACACAAUCCAUUACGAACAAUAUAUGAUGCUAAACGCUUCAUUGGAAAAAGAUUAUCUAAAGAUGACCUACAGCUUCAGAAUGAUAGGAAGCGAUAUCCAUUCAAAAUUCAAUUGGAUGAACAGGGAAAAGUGUAUUUCGUCAUACCUUUGGAAAAAAAUACUAUAAAGAUAAUCAGACCAGAAGAAAUUGGUGCAAUAAUAAUCAGUCAUUUGCGAAAAGCAGCGGAGCGAAAGUAUAAUGUGCAAAUUAAGCAAGCUGUUAUUUCUGUUCCAGCGGAAUUUGAUGAUGAGCAGCGGAAUGCUACAUCGUUAGCAGUCAUUGAAGCAGGAAUGGAAACUCGACGUGUAAUAAGUGAACCAACAGCUGCUGCUCUUGCAUAUGGUUUGCACAAGAAAAAGAGCGUUGAAUAUAUCAUUGUCUCAGGUGGUGGUACAUUAGAUGUUUCAUUAUUGUGGUUGCAAGGAGGAGUUUUCAUGACCGUGGCUAUGGCUGGCAAUAAUAGACUUGGUGGUCAAGAUUUCAAUGAUCGUAUGCAAAAUUAUUUAACGGAGUAUAUACAGCACCAGCACAAUAGAGUACUGGAUGACAAAGAAGAUAUCCAACAGCUGCGGCUAGCUAUUGAAGCGGCUAAGAUUCAUCUCACUUCAUUUCCUACCGCUGACAUUAUUGUAAAUUUACGGUCACUUGGGAAAAUUCAUUAUCGGUUUACUCGUGAGAAAUUUGAAUCAUUGAAUGAAGAUCUCUUUGAAAGUAUCACGGAACCUAUAGAAGCAGCACUAAAUGACGCUGAAAUAAAGACAUCUGACAUCGAUGAAAUUGUGUUAGUUGGUGGGUCUACUCGUAUUCCGCGCGUACGUUCAGUUAUCGGGCGUUAUUUUGGUAAAGCACCAAAUUAUGGUAUAGAUCCAGAACUGGCCGUUGUGAUUGGUGCUUCAGUACAAGCUGGUGUUAUCGGUGGUGGUUGGCCUCUUCAGAUUGAACUACCUGCUAAACGUAGAAAACAACAUAUAUUUACAAAGAAAAAAUUUGAAGAAAACCGCAAUUUAUAGUU